Messenger RNA from Gallus gallus (chicken), 2486 nucleotides. Its product is annotated as PHD finger protein 7-like. Lineage: Eukaryota; Metazoa; Chordata; Aves; Galliformes; Phasianidae. Gene Ontology annotation, cellular component: nucleus. Bases 1 to 1308 code for a protein of 435 amino acids. The transcript has 7 exons. The record is from RefSeq and is a predicted model, not a curated record.
AUGCAAGUCAAGCAGGCAAACCAGAAGGUGAGGACCAAUGCUGUGUUUGCGGUGAGAGGGGGGGCUGCCAUCACAUGUGCAGAGAGCGGCUGUGAGCGGAGCUUUCAUCUGCCCUGUGCCAAGGAUGGACAAUGCGUCACCCAGUUCUUUGGUUGGCAAAGGUCCUUCUGCUGGGAGCAUCGCCCUCGACAGACCGCAGUGACAGCUCCAGCAAGAGGCACCACCUGCGUCUUGUGCCGGCAGACCGUGGGGAACGUUGCAUCCUACCACACCCUGGUGUGCCCAGUGUGCAAACAUGCCUGGUUCCACCGGGCCUGCGUCCAGCAACAGGCCUUGAAUGAAGGCAUUGCGUGCUUCCGGUGCCCUGCCUGCCAAGACAACACUCUGUUCUGUAUUGAAAUGUCCAUCCUAGGGAUCCGAAUCCCUGACAGAACACCAGAGCGGGAGGACAAUCGUGCAUCCGCAGUGGUUUUGCAGAGGCACGGGCACUGCGACGCCGUCAUCUGCUUUUGCGCUGGAGGCAGGGAUCAGGCAGAAGAAGAGGGGCCCUGGCAGCUGAUCCCGUGCAGCUCCUGUGGAGCGCAGAGCACCCACCGAGAAUGCUCCUACUCGAGCAUCAGAACGAACAAGUGGGACUGCGACAGAUGUGCUGGCCUGGGUACCGCCUCCAGCACCAUUGCGCAGCUCGCGGCCCUCAGCGCUGCCAGCCAGCAGGGCCUGGAGCCAUCCCACAGCCCCCAGGAGCCCGAGGACAGCUGCUCCGGCCCCACCAUCCAGCCAGCGUCGGGGCCAUCCCACACUUCCCAGCUGCUGGAGCUCAGCUGCCAGACCAGUGUGCAGGGCACAGAACAAGGGACAACCUGCUCAGCUUUUCCUGACCAUCAGGACGCACCUGAGCAGUGCCAAGCACCCUGUGGGAGCAGCCAUACACCCACCCCCGGCACUGGAAGCAGCUCCCGCCCAUCCACCGCACAGGGCACUUUGGGAUCCUCCAGAGCAGCCACAGCGGCUGCGCGCAGGAGGCGUCCCAGGCAGCGGGGAACAAGCCGGACACGGAGCCGCUCCCCGCUGCAAGGUCGGGCCCCACCUUCCCAGAGCCGGACCAGAAGACCUCAGCGCAGCAGGCGAACACCAUCUCCAGCUGCUCAGAAGAGAACUCGCAGCACCAGCAGACCGGCGACACGGAGGACCUUGAGGGCUUCCCUGCGUCCAGACAGCAGGGAAUGGCCCAGGCAGCCAGGGGAGGCCCGCAUGCAAAGCCGUUCCUCAGUGGCACGUCGAGUGCCACAUGUCCACAGCCGGCACUGAGGAGGCUGCGGGAGCCAGUUCCAACAGUGGGGGCUAUCCCAGGCAUGAAGACCUCCUGGGUCUAACAUGCAAGCCAACAUCCCACCCCGCCAAGUCAGCCCGAAAAAUGAUGAGAUGGAUGCAGUUCCAACAGCGAGGGCUAUCCAGGGCAUGAAGACCUCCCGCAUCCAACAUCAAAGCCAGCAAGCAUCCACCCCCCCCCAGCCAGCCCCCCAAAAGGUGGCAUGAAAGCUGUUCCAACAGUGGCAGCUCUCCAGGCAUGAAGUCACUCCUGGGUCCACCAUCGAUCCAACAUCCGCCUCCCACUCCCCACAGUCAGACCAAAAAUAGAUAACACGGAAGCAGUUCCAACAGCACGGGCUACUCCGGGCAUGAAGUCACUCCUGGAUCCAACAUGGGAGCCCACAUCCACACUUCUGCCCCAUUAGCCUGCAACAGCCGUGUGCCAGCACCAUGUGCUGGCUCUAGUCCAAGCUAUCCAACACAAUAAACCCAACCAUCCCACACACAUUUCUGUGUCAGCUCCUCCUUCUCCGUUUGUCUAUCCUGAGGUGGGCAGAACUGGGCGCUGGGAUCAUAGGGUUUUCUCCUCCUCAGCACCUUCCCAGUGGCUGUGCAAAGGCUGCUCGGCAGCUCGUGGACAGCCUGGAGAAUUGGGCGCAGAGGAACUUGCCGAGGUUCAGCAAGGCUGAGUGCAGGGCCCUACACCUGGGGAGGAAUAGGCGCACGCUUCUGUAGAGUUAGGAGCUGACCUGCUGGAGAGGAGCUCUCUGGAGAGGGACGUGGGUUCCCUGGUGGCCAGUGGGGUGGUCGGGAGCCAUCAGAGUGCCCUUGUGGCCAAGAAGACCAAUGGCAGCCCGAGGUGCAUUCCAAAGAGCGUGGCCAGCCGGGCAAAAGACGUUCUCCUCUCCCUCUACUCUGCCCCGGUGCGGCCACAUCUGGAGUCCUGUGUCCAGUUCUGGGCUCCACAGCUCAAGAAAGACAGGGAACUGCUGGAGAGUCCAGCAGUGGACUACAAAGACGAUGAGGGGCCUGGAGGAGCAUCUUCCUCGGCAGGAAAGGCUGAUACACCUACUGCUGUUUAGCCUGGAGGGCACCUUCUCAAUGCUUAUCAGUACUGAAAGGGUGGCUGUCAAGAGGAUGAGGCCAGACUUUAUUCCCUGCUGCCCAGCAACAGC